AUGGACAUUCUUACGAGACACCUGCAGGCCAUGGCGGACGCCGUCGACUUCCCGUACAUGGAUCGCUGGGUGGAGGACCACAUCGACAUCCCUAUCGUCGCCACGGCACUGUACCUCCUCCUCGUCCAUGUCGUGAGCGAAACCUUUAUGAAGAACCGCCCCGCCUACAACCUGCGCACCAUAAGCAUCGUGUGGAAUUUGCUUCUGUCUCUCUUCUCCUUCGUUGGCGUCUACUACUGUGUACCACGGCUGUAUGAGUUGGUGACGGCGCCCGCGAUCAGCGGGUUGGAGCCGAGCACGCUGCGAUAUGUUGCAAGCAUGACACCGGGCAUGCGCCGCAACAUCGUCAUCCCGCCUGGGUUCCGCGAGGGUGUAGAUGCUGUAACCGUACGCGGCUCUCUGGAUACGUCAAUCUGCGUCUUCAAGGAUGACAUGUACCGCCGCAACAUCUCGGGACUUCUUUGCCUGGCCUUCAUGUUCAGCAAGAUCCUGGAGAUGCUCGACACCGCCCUCCUUGUCUUUCAGAAGAAGCCCGUCAUCUUCCUCCACUGGUAUCACCACGUCACCGUCAUGCUGUACUGCUGGCAUGGGUGGAUGUCGGUAACCAGCAGUGGUCUGUGGUUUGUCUGCAUGAACUACGGCGUGCACUCCAUCAUGUACUUCUACUACUUUCUGGCUGCCUGCGGGUACCGCAAGUACGUGCGCCUUGUUGCCCCGCUCAUUACCUUCCUCCAGAUUGCGCAGAUGGUGGUCGGCACCAUCAUUGCCGUGUAUGUGUUCUACAUGGACCAAUUUGGCGGCGGUUGCGACUGCCGCUCCUCAAACGCGAAGCUGGCAUUGAUGAUGUACGUCUCCUACGUCAUUCUCUUCAGCAACCUCUUCCGUAGCCGGUACAUCAAAAAGACGUCGAGGUCGGCCGCACCGUCGACGCUGCCGGUGAUGUUGAACAACGACUACAAGAAGUACGAGUGA
This is a messenger RNA of Leishmania mexicana MHOM/GT/2001/U1103, 972 nucleotides long. RefSeq names its product putative fatty acid elongase. The coding region runs from base 1 to 972 and encodes 323 amino acids. NCBI's taxonomy places the organism in Eukaryota, Euglenozoa, Kinetoplastea, Trypanosomatida, Trypanosomatidae. Gene Ontology annotation, cellular component: endoplasmic reticulum membrane. The record is from RefSeq and is a predicted model, not a curated record. Gene Ontology annotation, biological process: very long-chain fatty acid biosynthetic process; fatty acid elongation, monounsaturated fatty acid; fatty acid elongation, saturated fatty acid. Gene Ontology annotation, molecular function: fatty acid elongase activity. The transcript has a single exon.